Ilex paraguariensis (yerba mate) is the source of this 3341-nucleotide messenger RNA. Lineage: Eukaryota; Viridiplantae; Streptophyta; Magnoliopsida; Aquifoliales; Aquifoliaceae. The record is from the annotation of a GenBank genome assembly.
AUGGAGUGGAACACAGAAACCCUACAGUUUCUUUCUCAAUGUUUCCUCAACACACUCUCUCCUCUCCCGGAACCCCGCCGCCGUGCUGAGGCGGCGCUGGCUGAGGCCUCCGAUAAACCCAACUUCGGCCUUGCCGUGCUCCGCCUGGUAGCCGAGCCCUCCGUCGACGAACAGACCCGUCAAGCUGCCGCCGUUAACUUUAAAAACCAUCUCAAAUCGCGGUGGGUUACCAGUUCACCCAAUGAGUCGAAUCUCCCAUCCCUAAUUCAAAUUUCCGACCCGGAAAAAGCCCAAAUCAGGUCCCUGAUUGUUUCUCUAAUACUUCAAUCCAGUCCCCGAAUCCAAUCACAGUUAUCUGAAGCCCUAGCCAUGAUCGGUAAAUAUGAUUUUCCGAAAUCGUGGUCCACUUUGCUUCCUGAGCUCGUUUCGAGUCUUAGUAGUGUUAGUGAAGCAAAUGAUUAUGCUUCUGUUAAUGGAAUCCUGGCUACUGUAAAUUCGUUAUUUAAGAAAUUUCGGUAUCAGUUUAAGAUCAAUGAUUUGCUUAUUGAUUUAAAAUACUGUCUUGAUAAUUUUGCGAAGCCAUUGUUGGACAUUUUUAAGCGAACUGCUGGAUUGAUUGAUGUAUGGGCUAGUUCGGGUCAGCCAGCUGAGAAGCUUAGGGAAUAUAUUGAGUCUCAGUGGUUGUGCUGUAGAAUAUUUUAUUCCUUAAAUUUUCAAGACUUGCCUGAGUUUUUUGAGGACCAUAUGAGUGAGUGGAUGAUUGAGUUCAAAAAAUAUUUAACCGUGAGAUACUCGGCUCUUGAAGAUGGUGGGGGUGAUGGGCUCUCAUUGGUUGAUGAGCUGCGAGCUGCGGUGUGCGAGAAUAUAAGUCAUUAUAUGGAAAAGGAAGAGGAGUUGUUUCAGGGGUACUUGGGUGGUUUUGUUGAGGCUGUUUGGAGUCUCCUUGUGAUUGCUUCUGCAUCUUCUAGUCGUGAACGGCUAACUGUGACAGCCCUCAAGUUCUUGACCACAGUGAGUACCAGUGUUCACCACACUUUAUUUGCAAGGGAUGACAUUUUGCAGCAAAUUUGUGGAAGCAUUGUUAUCCCGAAUGUCAUGUUAAGGGAUGAGGAUGAGGAGUUGUUUGAGAUGAAUUAUGUUGAGUUCAUAAGGAGGGAUAUGGAAGGGAGUGAUCUUGACACGAGGAGGAGGAUUGCUUGUGAACUUCUUAAGGGAAUUGCCACAAAUUAUAAGGACAAGGUUACAGAAAAGGUUUCGGUUCAGAUACAAAAUCUUUUGGCCUUGUUUGCUGAAAAUCCAGCUGCAAAUUGGAAACACAAGGACUGUGCUAUUUAUUUAGUUGUUUCACUUGCAACCAAAAAGGCAGGUGGUAGCUUGGUCUCGACUGAUCUUGUGGAUGUUGAGAGCUUUUUUGGAACAGUCAUUGUACCCGAGUUACGAAGCCAAGAUGUGAAUGAGUUCCCAAUGCUGAAGGCGGGAGCAUUGAAGUUUUUCACUAUGUUUAGGAAUCAGAUUUCAAAACCUGUUGCAAUGGCUUUACUUCCUGACGUGGUUCGGUUCCUUGGUUCAGAGUCAAAUGUGGUUCAUUCUUAUGCUGCGAGUUGCAUCGAGAAGCUCUUGUUGGUCAAGGAUGAUGGGGUGAGGGCGAGAUAUACAUCAUCUGAUAUCAGUCCUUUUUUGCUGGCUUUGAUGACCAACCUUUUUGGUGCCUUGCAGAAUCCAGAAUCAGAGGAGAAUCAGUAUGUAAUGAAAUGCAUCAUGCGGGUGCUUGGAGUAGCCGAUAUUACUACUGAGGUUGCUGCCCCUUGCAUCACCGGGCUAACUUCUGUCCUCAAUAAAGUCUGCGAGAACCCGAAAAACCCCAUCUUCAAUCACUACCUCUUUGAGGCAUUGGCUGUUCUUGUCAGGCGUGCCUGUGAAAAGAACCCUUCGCUUAUAUCAGCAUUUGAAGCAAGCCUUUUCCCCAGCCUCCAAUUGAUAUUAGCCAACGAUGUAUCAGAGUUUUUCCCUUAUGCGUUCCAGUUGCUGGCUCAGCUCGUUGAGUUGAAUAGACCUCCGAUUCCACAGCACUAUAUGCAGAUAUUUGAGAUCCUCUUGUUGCCUGAUUCAUGGAAGAAAUCCGCAAAUGUUCCAGCUCUUGUGCACUUGCUUCAAUCCUUCCUUCAGAAGGCACCAUAUGAACUUAACCAAGAGGGGAGGUUAACUCGUGUGCUUGGAAUAUUUAACAAGCUGGUUUCAUCCUCUAGCUCAGAUGAACAAGGAUUUUAUGUGCUCAACACAGUUACAGAGUACCUUGGAUAUGAUGUGAUUUCACCCUACAUGGGCCACAUUUGGGCUUCCCUGUUUACACGGCUUCAAAACAGCAGAACAGUGAAGUUCAUCAAGUCUCUGGUGAUAUUCAUGUCUCUAAUGCUGGUCAAGCAUGGUUCUCAGAACCUUGUGGAUUCGAUCAACACUGUUCAGCCCAAUAUUUUUCUUGUCAUCUUGGAGCAGUUUUGGAUACCUAACCUCAAGUUUAUCACAGGUUCCAUUGAGCUUAAGUUAACUUCAGUUGCUUCGACUAGACUCAUCUGUGAAUAUCCAGGCCUAUUGGAUCCUGCAGCUGGUAGACUCUGGGGGAAAAUGCUGGACAGCAUUGUUACUCUUCUCUCGCGGCCAGAGCAGGAUAGAGUGGAGGAGGAACCAGAAGUUCCCGAUUACGGGGAGACUGUUGGUUAUAAUGCCACCUUUGUACAUCUGUACAAUGCUGGCAAGAAGGAGGAGGAUCCUCUUAGAGAAAUUAAGGAUCCAAAGCAAUUUUUGGUUAAUUCACUUGCAAAUAUUUCUGCUCUUUCACCUGGGAGGUAUCCCCAAGUCAUUGCUGAAAAUCUUGAUCCCGCAAAUCAAGCAGCAGUACUCCAGCUUUGCAGCUCUUAUGGCCUCUCCAUAGUUUGAGAAAGAUGCUGCCUCAAAGUUCUCAUAUGAUGAUAAGGAAAUGAUUUGGAUUUGUGGUCACAGUUUUGCUGAGUCUGGUGUUGUCCCACUGCAUCUGUGAGCAAAUGGAACUUUUGCAUUGCAUUGCAACCAACUGUGUCAGUUGGGUAAGCAUCAAUGUGUCUUUUGCAGGAUGUUAUGCAGCAGAGUUUGCUUCCUUCAUGGUCACGGUAUGUCCCUUGUCGUGCCUACCUCAUUAUCUAUGAGUCUGGUUCAACAUGCUUUUAUGGCAAAUGUUGCAUUGCAUGUACCUUGCGGUUAAUCAUGUUGUACCUUAAAACAACUUCAUUUUUUUUGGUGUCCUCCCUCUAGCAUUUGCAUCAUUCGGUGUGGUUAAGUCAGUUAUGUCGGGAAGAAAUAUUGUAUUU